AUGAUAAUCUCAAAGCCCAAAAGUCAGUCAGCUCUCUCAAUCCUCUCUCACGCCCACCAUCCCCGACCCAUUCCCGACCGGCGCCCACCCCCACCCACACCCAUCACCGACCGGCGCCAUCUCAGCAGCAGCAGAGGGCGGCAGCAGCAGCAGCAAUCUUGUGUCGACACAGAGAAGAAGAAGAAGCAAAAAUGGGAGGUAAAGGGAAGAAGAGAAGAGAGGAAUUACAGAGCAGCUCAUGGAGGCACUACUAGACUUGCUCCCCCACCCAACACCUCUUCUAUUGAUGCCAUUCCCUCUGAGCUCCGUCAAAUUAUGGCCUUUUCAGGGGAUGGGAAAGGUUCAUUGGAUAAUGCAGACAGGAAGAAAGGAGAUAGUGGUGGUAGUGGUAAUGGGAAGAGAAUACAUUCAGAAGAUCAAGUUCAAGCUAAAACUGUGGGUAACAAACGGAAAGAUGACAAAAGCAGUUUAAGUGGUGUUGGAGCAGAAGAAAGUAAUGCACAUCAGAAGAGAAAUAAAAAGAGAAAAAGAAAGGAAGUGAAGGACCUUCGGUUUGAUACAGCUGAACUGGGCAUUACUAGUUCAAAGAGAAAGGAGCGAAAGAAAUAGCGUUUGGCAGAAAUGAAGAAGAAACACAAAAAGGCCAAUACUGAUGAACACAUGGAUUUUUCUGGCCGUGAAGAAAUAAAAUUUGGUGAAGUUGAAGCUCCACUUAAGCUUGCAGUUCCAAAGGCAUUCAAGAAUAAUGCACAUGAUGCUUCAAAAGAAAGACUUCGAUUGCAAGCAGUUGAGGCCUAUAGGCAGCGGAAAGGAUGGACAUCAAGACUGGGGCUUCAGAUUUUUCCACCAAUCACCGAGACUCCAUUGGUAUAGUUAUCUCAGAGACAACUAGCUGGAUGGGUACAUGAUG
Solanum verrucosum is the source of this 910-nucleotide messenger RNA. RefSeq lists its product as uncharacterized. NCBI's taxonomy places the organism in Eukaryota, Viridiplantae, Streptophyta, Magnoliopsida, Solanales, Solanaceae. Bases 1 to 609 code for a protein of 202 amino acids. The record is from RefSeq and is a predicted model, not a curated record. The transcript is spliced from 6 exons.